This is a messenger RNA of Talaromyces rugulosus, 1599 nucleotides long. RefSeq lists its product as uncharacterized. The record is from RefSeq and is a predicted model, not a curated record. The transcript has 5 exons. Bases 1 to 1599 code for a protein of 532 amino acids. Gene Ontology annotation, molecular function: protein serine/threonine phosphatase inhibitor activity. Gene Ontology annotation, biological process: regulation of mitotic metaphase/anaphase transition; cellular response to glucose starvation. NCBI's taxonomy places the organism in Eukaryota, Fungi, Ascomycota, Eurotiomycetes, Eurotiales, Trichocomaceae.
AUGGCGGAGCAGCCACCUCGCGCGGGGCAACAGCAGCAGCAGGACACCCCAGCCGAAUCCGCGGUUUCAUCGCCACGAACCAGCACGGAUUCACGAUCGCCUCACUCCAGACAGCCCUCGAUUCGCCUUGCCCAUGUCCCUUCUCACAAUUCGUCGCAUCGCCAGAGCUUCAGCGAAAGUCUACGGAGCAUGCCACAGUCCCCCCGCGCCCGACGCCAGCCCUCGUUGACCCAGGCUGCCAUACAGGGGUUGAUUGAUAACCCUCCUGUUCGCCAUCCUGCAAAUCCGGCUUUUAAUGGGCGCGAUUGGCGUCAUAUAUCUAUCGGGGAGCUGGUGAAGCCAAAGGAUCUCCAGUUUGUCGAGGUGGAUACUGGAAUUGAGGAUGCUACACAUACUUUGAUUGAAACCGAGGCACCCGUUCUUCUCGUCCGUGAGUCUGUCGACGAUAAAUCUGUGGUGGGCACUUUUGGGUACAAUGACUUGAAUUCAUAUCUGCUCCUGGUGGUUGGGCUGGCAAAGCCCACAGAAUCACAGCUCACUUCAUUUCAAGAAGUGUCUCAAAAGGCGCAGGAGGGGAGCAAGAUUCCAUUGAAGGAUAUCAGAGAUCUUGUGCCCAAGGAGCCUCUGACAACGCUACCGGAGACUGCCAAUUUGAUGGCCGCGGUGGAAACCUUUGGUGGCGGGGUGCAUCGGAUUGUUGUGUUAAAAGAAGGCAGCAAUGAAGCGGUUGGCAUUGUGAGCCAGUCUCGCCUCGUCAAGUUUCUGUGGGAGAAUGGCCGCAGCUUUCCGAUUAUUGAUCAGCUGUAUCCGCAAUAUUUGAGAGACCUCCGUUUAGGAUCUCAACAGGUCAUUCACAUUAAUGGCGAUAAGCCUUUAUACCACGCUCUACAACUCAUGAAUGACGAGGGGAUUUCUUCUUUGGCUGUAGUUGAUAACAAUACUAAUGUUAUCGGCAAUAUAUCUACGGUUGACGUCAAGCUGUUGACAACGUCAACUUCCCUACCGCUUCUUCAAAACACGUGUAUCCACUUCAUUACCAUCAUUCUGUCUACUCGGGGCCUGGUAGAGGGCAAAGACUCGUUCCCUGUUUUCUACGUGACACCAACGUCAACUUUGGCCCACACGGUAGCUAAAAUGGUUGCCACCACAUCUCAUCGUUUGUGGAUUACUGAUCCUCAAUCGCCGUCGUCAUCUGGGCCUUCGACGCCAGCAAUUCCUACACCUCGGCCCGCAAGUCCUGGGUUCCAGAACCAGGUGGCCAUGAAUGCCGCGGGCAACCAUGCGCCUCCAGCACACACACAACCACACCAUCCCACUCCUCCGCAAGGAUAUCAGGGCUCACCAGCGACCUUGCCAUCAGCGAUUGCGCCAUCUGUACCGGCGUCUGCACUUCCCGGUGCCCGGCUAUCUGGUCGGCUGGUGGGCGUAGUCAGCCUGACUGAUGUGCUUUUCUUGUAUGCUAGGGCCAGUGGCUUGAGCCCGACCGAUCCAGCCGAGACGCGGAAUCGCCGGCGACGAAGCAGCAGUUCUAGCCUGAGCAUUCAGAGGAGUGGAGAUAUUGGGCGCGAAUUAUUCCGUGGCGGGCGGCCAGCCGACUGA